GAUCAUCUCCUCGCGCUCAUGCGGCUCGAUCCAUUGGUCGAACUUACGGGACCAUCCACAUCGAAGAAAGAGAGCAACAAGAAAAGAAAACAGCGAGCAGCAGGGAAGGAAGAGGAGGAGGAAGAAGAGGACGAGGAGGAGGAGGAGGAGGAGGAGAAGGAGGAAGAGGAAGAAGAGAAGGAGAAGGAAGAGGAGGAUGAGGAUGAGGAAGAAGAGGAGAAGAAGAAAGAGGAGAAGAAAGAGGGGGAGAAGGAAAAGAAGGAGGAACAACAGCAAUUGCGGUCAUUGUCGUUGUUACCAUCGAUUUCAUUUGUUGAGUACGUGCCGUUCAUUCGCGCCGCGUGUCGUUUCUACACGUCGUCCAAGUUGUUCCGCAGGUCCAAUCGCGAUUGCAACGUUGACAACGGUGGCGUAUCUGCCACGCAACGCCAUGUGGACGAGACCCAACACCGCAAGCAUGAGUCCGAUAGGGAAAUCGGAACUGCCACUGCCUUUCAUGUCUCUCGCGAUUUCGCUUUACACGAAGUGGUGCGUGCCCGUAUGCACAACCGUUACGGAAAUUACGGGGAUGAUGAUGACGCAGCCAUCGUCGGCGUGUCAUGUGCGCGAACGCACGCUCUUUACAUCGGUCGUUCGUUGCGACGACAACAAAUCCCGCGUUUUGCACGAAGAACAAGAAAAAGGGCACGGACAAGACGAGGGAACGGAACGAUCUCUGAGGAAGAAUCCGACGUGGCUGCCUCGGCCGUUUCUUUCGUCGACGUGCUUGCUUACACUGCCUAUAGCAAUGACAGAAAUGACGAUGUUAACGACAAAAAACGAGCAUGUUGCGGACGAAAUAAGAUUUAUAGUGAGUUCGAAGAAACUCGUGACGAGCACAAGAAAAACGGCAGCGACGUGUGUGCUAGUGUUUCGAAUAAUCUGUGCGACGAUUACGAACAUGAAAAUGCGAACGAAAAUGAGAACAUACCUUAUCAGGAUUAUAUAUAUACUGAAGUUGAUGCAAUUAGUCAUUGUGUACUUGAAGAUGAUCAGUGGAUAUCGCCGUCCUCAUCAUUUGAUAGGAGAAAAUUGCAAAUACGUCGUUAUUGCGAAUACGAACGCAUUGAUGGUUAUAAUUGUGAGAAUUCAACAACGGAAACUUAUGAGAAACUUAUUGGGCAAGAGCACAGAAAAGAAGGAAAAUGUAGUGGAAGGAAAUGUAACGAUAACACUGCCUGGUUCCAAAAGCCAAUUACUAGGAGGAAAAGAGAAAAUGAAAGAGAAGGAGGAGAGCACGAGAGUAUUGUUCUUGACAGGUCACGUAUACGCAAGAGAUAUUAUAAGCUGCUGUUGUUUAUGUUAUAUCUUCUGGCCUGGCCCUUACUGUGUUCCACCAGCCCGUCAGGUCAUCUUGCCUCGACCUUCGCGCAGAACCCGACUCUCGCGCACGCAAAGAAUCCCGCGCAGCGGGGAAACGUUACGCUGCCGGACACGCCACUGUUUUCAUCAUCGACGGUCAUUGUGCACCAAUAUCAACAACCGCAACAAUAUGUUCAGGAUAGCGAUCACAAUAUCGACGAUGGCAAACAUCAUCAGCGUCAUCAUCAACAAGAGCAGAAACAACAGCAACAAUGGCAACAGCAAGAGCAAAAGCAACAAUUACAACAGCAGCAGCAGCAAGAGGAGAUGGAAAAAUGGGAGCAACAAUUGGAACAAGAGGGGGAAAGGCAGCACCCCUACGACGAAUACACGUGGGAGGUGAACCAAAUGAAUCCUUGGCUGUCGGCUUGCGAUCUGGCAGGACCAACGCCGGCCGAUCUUCAGGGUAGCUGCGGUUUGGCACCAGAGGUGCCAAAGUACUGCCCAGUGCCGUGUGACGACGUUGUGGUGACGUUACGCUCUCAACGUGAUCUUUUUCGCGAGGUGAUCGAACGAGCCGGGAUUAGUAGCGUAAAUACGACGACGACGAUGAUGACGACGGGGACGAAGACGAGGAUGGAAGUCGAGGACGGCGACGGGAGCGACGAUCAACGUAGAAGAACAUACCGCACCAAACAGAAGAAAGAGGGGAAGGAGAGUGUACGAACGGCCCCAGAACAGUGCCUUUUUUAUCUCGAGAAAUCGCACAAGGAGGAUAUUUGUCGGGACGAUUUCGGCCGGGCCAGUAUGCGAAGUUUUUUAACUCCGAGAGAGAAUCGAUAUUGGUUCAUGAGCGGGUUGCGUCUGCGGCACUGCUGUGAGCACACGGUGGUCAACGCCCUGGCGCCCGGCAAGGGCGGCCCGCUUGAAAAUGUGCUAAACGGUGGCCAGAAAUGCGCCGAUGCCCUGGACAAGUUGUUGUACGUCGAUGCUCUGGCCGCAAGGUUGCAUUGCGAGUUCGAGGAAGUAUUGGCGCGUUACGAUUGUGCUCAGCCGUACUCCGUCAUCCAUAAUUGCACCCAUUGCAAGGAGGCGUACAGAAAAUGGGUGUGCAGCUCCCUGGUGCCUUACUUUGCUCACAGGGGACCGAUAAACACGGAAACCUCGGAAGGUAACGGGACCGGUACCAGAUUAAGAUCUUGCCGAGCCUUCUGCCAGUCCGUGGAGCAACGUUGCCCCUACUUACUUCCAGGUGAUCGUGCCCCCGCGUAUCCCACGCAGUACGCCGGCGAACCCACCUUUCUUUGCGGAGAUCCAAACAUUCCUGAAACCGGCAAGCAGGCCACGAGGGCGUUGCACAACAGAAACAAUGACGAGUGCUGCUUUUACGUAUGUUCCGAGGAUGCGCCAGAAUUGGGUAUCUGCGCCAACUGUGCAGAGCCGUGGAAGCAUGGCAAGAUUCAUGAUCCCCCGUCGGCGCCAAAAUGUGAGAUCAAUCCCUCUCAAUCUAGUUUUACAGGUCAGCAGGGCUCGCAGGCGAGUCAAUUGGAAACAUCGACGCACCGCGGGCUCACCGAUGACGACAAUGAUCAGCGGGACAUCGACACUACUCCUUCUUUGUCCAGCAUCCCGACGUCGUCAAUCAGCGUCGUUAGUCAACAAGAGACAUCGUUCUGUGGCAGCGGCCGCAUCGGCUCGAUAUCGAGCGCAUCUUCGCUCGGCCGCUCUCGUCCACCGAUUGUUCUCCAGCUACUCUGGCUCUGUUUGAUCUUCAUGAUUUUUCUUCCUACGAACGUGCUACGCUGCAAUCUUGCGUCCUGGUAUCCCACCAGGUUGAUUGGUUUUAAUCUGACAAUUUUGGGCGUGCUUAAACCAAAAAGAGUUAUCAGCUAUUUUUGUGUUUUUUUCGAUCCACGAUCAGUCGGAAUCUAUCGACGUGCUGAAUCUAUCGAACGGUAUCUCCUGUUCAUUUUUGGAAUGCCAAGGCGAACAAUAGUAAAGUGCCAUUGUCACGGCUGGUGGUGGUGGAGAUCUUGGAGGAGAUGCAGCAGUCGGCAUUUCCGUUGGAAAGUGCGCCUAAAGGUGGAACACCAUUCUCGAACUUGUUCUCGCGUUCGAUUGCACAUCCUUGAUAAAAGAAUAAUUGUUCCUGAAAACCAUUGGAUGACACUGAUUAACUGCCUGCGGAGGUUUCCCAUGUCGUUGCAUUCAUGUCGUUUCACCAGAAAGCUCCGUUUUCGAUUGAUCGUACUCAUACAUUCGAGAGUAUCAAAAGGAACAACGAAAAGUCUCCAGUUAAAGAAAAGAUGGACGCAUUGGAGAUCAUGCAGGGGAUCAGACGGUAGCCACUUCCGGUAGAAGUUUCUUCGCCGUGAUAAUGUUGCGUCCGUUCAUGACUUGUUUAUGGAAUUCGCGAUAAAGAAUCAGUGCUGGUUGGUAGUGACAUUGAUGGUUAUCGUUAUGUCGAUCAUUACGGAAGUGCGCGAUUCCGAAUGAGUAAGACGACAGUUCAUUUUUUACAGGAAAUACAUGGUGGUUUAUCAUGUGUCGACAAUUGGUAACGUGAAAGAACAGGUUUUGGAAUUCUCAAGACGAACAAUGCGAAUCCAGAUCGACAUCCAGGAAAGAUUCGACGUAGACCAAGCUAAAGCUAGUCUUCUUAAAUGCGCAACACCGUACAGAUUUCUUCUUUUUAUUGGCGGUAUUUGCGAGAAUCUUUCGCAGCGCAAAUACUCGAGAUAUAUGUGACAUUCAAUCGAAACGAGGCUCUCUCGCAAACGAAUAACAUAAUGUUCAUAAAAGAAAGAUAGAUUUAAAGGAUAUUCCUGGAAAAUUGUGGAAUAGAAUAGAAAGAAUGCCGACAGUGCAUGAAGAGAAUAGUAAGGAAAUGAAAUACAAAAAUUCUCAGAAUCAAGCAGAGCACAAAUGUGGGAAGAAUUUUAUCCACAACUUGCUUUUGUAAUCUAGAACACACAGGAGUAAAAGAAAGAAUGAACAAUAUCACUACAGCAGGAACAACAACAGCAACAACAAGAACAACAACAAGAACAACAACAAGAACAACAACAUUAACAACAAGCAAGAACGAACAAAACCGUAAUGUAACGAAGGAACGUCUAGCGUUAAUAAUAAUGAUAAUAAUAUGAUAAUAAUGGAUAAAACAAAA
Messenger RNA from Ooceraea biroi (clonal raider ant), 4507 nucleotides. It is a transcript of the gene Mid1, whose product is annotated as calcium-permeable channel component Mid1. Gene Ontology annotation, cellular component: plasma membrane. Gene Ontology annotation, molecular function: stretch-activated, monoatomic cation-selective, calcium channel activity. Lineage: Eukaryota; Metazoa; Arthropoda; Insecta; Hymenoptera; Formicidae. Gene Ontology annotation, biological process: calcium ion import across plasma membrane. The record is from RefSeq and is a predicted model, not a curated record.